Molecule: messenger RNA, 1143 nt
Organism: Trypanosoma theileri
Lineage: Eukaryota; Euglenozoa; Kinetoplastea; Trypanosomatida; Trypanosomatidae
Exons: 1
Coding region: 1-1143 (380 amino acids)
Source: RefSeq, a predicted model, not a curated record
AUGAUUAGUGGAGCUGCUGGUGCUUCCUUAGCUCGCUGCACAAGCCGCAUCCGUGCACCAUUAGACCAUUUAAUCAUGUCUCCCUCUGAUCGUGAUCAAAUCACAACUUCAAUAAGCACAAUGGAUGCUGCUAUAGUCACUUGGUAUAUGCCAUUAGCGAAUUUACAGCCAUUACUUCAUAAACGAUAUGAAGCAGAGCAAUUUGGAGAAUUGAUUUCAUCCCCAAUAGGUACAACAACAACAACAACUUCUACUACUAAUAAUAAUACUAAUACUACAUCAUCAUCAUCAUCAUCUGUUGAUGGUGCAACUGCUGCUGCUGCUGCGGAGAAUGCGGAUGGUGGUAAUGUCCCUCUGGGGCUUGUCACCCUCAUUGCUGGUAACAACUAUCCAAAGAAGCAAACACUACUGGAGCGUUGUUUAGAUCCAGCCCCACAUCCUACUAUAAGUCUUCGCAUUGCCGUCAUUGACCGUGUUCACUGGCAGCGCACUGCUUGGUUAGCCCAAUCCAUCUGCCGCAGUCUCUGUUGGGGCCGUCUGCCGCAACGUAUCUUUUCCAUCAAUCUCGAUUGGCGUAGUGAUGUCUCCAUUGAGUCGCGGUUCGACUGGGAGAAUGGCCGCUACGCGGAGGAUGGGUACACACUGCGGGUGCCCGCCCUCAACUUUUGUCUUUCCCUGCGGGACACCGGCGGGUCUCCGUUGGACCGACGGCGGCCGGCGGUGGCGGGGUUUCGCGAUAAUGAGAGCGCCCUGCACCGACUGGCUCUGGCGCGCGAGGUGAACAUGGCGGGGCUCGGCGGGGCGGUCUAUCGCCAGCCGCUGUGGUCCACCCCGUCGCUGCCCAACACCGCGGAGGUGAAGGUGUUUGAGCCGGGCGAACUCUUCACGCGCUGUUUUGGUGUAAAUCCACCGGUGGAAACCCCCGUCGCGGCGUGGCUGCUGCAGAAUGUGGAGGAAACACUUCUCUACGCCGUGGAGGGGGAAGUGGAGGAUGAGAAUGAACCAAACAGCGCGACAACAUACGGUGAUCGCUCCCUGACUGAGCGUGUACAGAAGAAGGCGAUGAAUCGAUACAAUGGGUUUCGUGAUGAGGUGCGGGGGAAAGUGUAUGCCGACAUUGAUGGCAAAGAACUCCCACGAUAA